Messenger RNA from Fusarium sp. VM40, 915 nucleotides. The record is from the annotation of a GenBank genome assembly. NCBI's taxonomy places the organism in Eukaryota, Fungi, Ascomycota, Sordariomycetes, Hypocreales, Nectriaceae.
AUGUCUUCCAAUCAAUUGAAGAAAAUCGCCAUUUUUGGUGCAUCCGGGAAUUUUGGUGCUCCUAUCACAGCCGCUCUCACCCAAGCUGGCUUCGACACCACCAUCAUCACCCGUAAUGAAUCUACAUCCACAUUCCCAGACGGUAUUCCUGUUAUCAGAACGGAGUAUACCCUCGAGGCUCUCACCAAGGUCCUUUCGGGUCAAGAUGCUGUUGUAUGCGUUGUGGGCCCUGCAGGCAUCAAGUACCAAGUCACCAUGAUCGAUGCCGCCAAAGCUGCUGGAGUAAAGCGCUUUAUCGUUGAUGACUUUGGCUGGGGCCCUGACUUCACGAGCUACCCCGAAUUUGAGCCUGUUCGCGCUCAACGCACUGUCGGUGUUGACCGCGCAAAGGAACAUGCCAAUGCCGAUCCAGCUUUCACUUGGACUGGCAUCGCAAGCGGUAAUCCUAUUGACUGGGCGAUGAAGCGCUUUACUCUCAUGGGCUUCGAUAUCAAGAAUCGCUCAGCUAUUAUCUACGAUGGGGGCAGUGAGUACUUCACCGGUACUACUCUACAAGGUAUCGGGCAAUCAGUGGUUGGAGUCCUCCAGCACCCCGAAGAAACAGCAAACCGUCACGUCAAAAUUUUAUCCAUUAAGACAUGCCAGAACGAUCUUCUUGACGCUUUUCAAAAGGCCACAGAAAGUCAGUGGGAAGUUAAGGAAUCCACAACAAAGGAAUUGAUAGAUGAGGGGCGAAAGAAGCUCAAGGAGGGUACAGGUGGUUGGCCUCUUUACCUGGCUGUGGCUCAGCUAUAUGAAGAAGGAAAAGCACGCUGCCUCGUUGCGCCAUCAUGGGAGGAGUCAGACUCUGGAUUGCUUGAGCUUAAGAAAGAAACUCCUGAGAGUCUUGUGAGCUCUGUUUUGGCUAGCGUUUGA